This is a messenger RNA of Trematosphaeria pertusa, 1521 nucleotides long. RefSeq lists its product as uncharacterized. The transcript has 2 exons. The record is from RefSeq and is a predicted model, not a curated record. Bases 104 to 1444 code for a protein of 446 amino acids. NCBI's taxonomy places the organism in Eukaryota, Fungi, Ascomycota, Dothideomycetes, Pleosporales, Trematosphaeriaceae.
CGGUACAAGAGUUGGGACCGCUAAGGCUUAGGAACCAUAUAUCCUUAGCCCCUCGAGACCUCAACACUGAAAUAGGUGCCGGCCUGGAGGUCUAUCAACAGUCAUGCCUGUCCCACAGCUGUUUAGGUGGUCUCCUCGACCUGACCAGUCCCCGGACGCUUCUCCCGCCUCGCAAUCCUCCUCCCGCUUCGGCCUGCUACACAGCAACGUCCGCUCCAUGAUCAAUGGGUCCUCUGUAUACUCCCAAGACUCGCCGGCUCCCUCGGCCAACAACACGCCAAAGAUCCCCUUCCUAGGCUUCCUCCGCCGCCCGCCAUCCCCACCUGCUCCCAUCGUCGUCCCCGACGCUCCCCGCGACUCGAGCGACUCCCGAUCUCCCCUCCAACCCCGACACACAGCAGCAUCGUAUAUGCGCACCAUUGCUCCGCUACAAGACCCGCGAGAGCCCGAAACGAUAUACAACCGAGACCCGCCGGAGCGACAUCCCGCAGACGUACCGCUAGAUUACAAUAACAACAACAAUGGACAGAGCGUGGACCCGGAAACAGAGCAGCUACAGGACGAGAUCCACAACAGCCAGCGGCGGAGGAAGCGCAGACGGCACAGGAGGAAACACCACCGGCAACAGGCCCAAUGGGUACGGCGGGGUGAACAGCGCGGUCGCUGCGUGCCCUCUGCCCGCGGCGCAGCGACGCGGAGCAAGCUUCUCGCAUGCAUUAUAUCAGGGCUCUUCCUCGCUACCGUCCUAGCAAUCUACCUCGCCCUCGCCCUCUCGCGCCACGACCUCGGCCAAGAAGUCCACGUCCUCUUCAUCAUGAUCGUGCUGGGCACCACCAUCUUCUUCUGCCACUCGCUGAUCCGGCUGUGCAUGCUGAUCCUGCACCCGCGGCCCGAGUCCGACAUGCCGCACAUACCCAGCAUGACGGGGCCCGAGGGCUUCCACCCCGUGCGCCCCAUCCGCGUGCAUCUCGCGCGCGACGAGGAGCUCGCUGACGACUACGACGAGGAGGACGCCGUCGAGGGGCGCGAGCAGGCGGAGAAGAAACUCGCGCAUCCGCCGCCUGCGUAUGGCCUUUGGCGGAGUAGUGUAAGGGUCGAUCCGAAUUUGCUGCAUUGGCAGCGCGUGGAGCAGGAGCAGCAGGAGCAGCAACGGCUUCAGAAUGCUAACAAUGGCGAGGGGUCGUCGUCCUCUUCGAGGCAGGGAUCCAGGAACGGGUCCGUGUCGGAGGGAGGGCCUGCUGCGGCGGCCAGCACCACCGAGCAGCAGGGCCCCAGGCCGCCGUCGUACGUCUCCGACGACGGCGUGAGCUAUGUUGUCGAAGCUGCUCCGCGGUCCGUGGCGCCCAGCCACACCGGCGUGAGCGAUAUCCAUCCCGCGUGGCGGCCGGGGUAUGCGAUAUCUGAAGUGCGCAUGGAGGAGUGGCCGCGUGCGACGCGGGUGUAAAAAAAGUCAAGUCGGAGUAUUGGCGCAAUUUGGGUAUAUACGCACAUGAUCGUUUUCAUCUUUUGCCUUCCCGUUCC